GCUGAUGAUCAAAAAAAUUUUUGCAUCUACGUCUUUCCAAAUUACUGUAGUGUUCAAUUUCAAAAUCAUUUUAUGUAUAUUUAGUAACUAGCGUAGUUUCGGCUUUACUUUCAUAUAUUCAUAACUAUGCGAUUAUAAAUAAUUUACUAAACGCGUAAACUGAGCAUGAUAAACAACUUUCUUUUGUGAAAUUUAAAACAAUAUUGUGUAAAUGUCUGUUUCUUUGUGUGUUCUACGUAUAGAAAUUGAUGAAGAAUUACCCGGAAUGGGUGAUACUCUAGCUGAAAUAGAAUCUGCCAAGGAGCAAAAGAAACGGGACAGGGGAGCACGGGACUCCAAGACAAUCACAGUAGAGACUUAUGCUAGUGUCCUCAUUGGCCCAAACACUGAUACUGGGAUUUUGCCGACUAGUUCUCGACAAUCACCACCAGAGAGCAGCAUUCCAGAGGAUAGUGAUUCAAUUAGUUUCUUCUGUGGCAAUCCAUUAGUUGAAGUUACAAAAGGGGUCCUGCAUCUGUAUAAAGAAAAUGAGUUGAAAGAAGCAGAAGAGGCCAAAACACUAUGCUUACUCUCUGUGCCGGGUGCACUAGGAGCAGCUGAUCUGUUGGCGUUUGCUGCAGCAUGUCAAAAUGACAUCUCACAUGUUAGAGUUUUGAGAGAUGGCUCACCAGACCAUUACAUGGCACUGCUUACAUUCCGCACAUGUCAGUCAGCCCGAGAGUUUCACGCAGCGUUUUCCGGCGUCCCAUACAGCAGCUUGGAGCCCCAGGCGUUAUGCCACAUGGCGUGGGUUUCGCGAGUGGAGUGGGCGCGACAUGGCAGCCCGCCCGCCUCGCAUACAGAAUUGCCGACCUGUCCCGUUUGUCUAGAGCGCAUGGACGAGAGCGUUGCGGGCGUGCUGAGCGUGCAAUGCGCGCACGCGUUCCACGCGGAGUGCCUCGUACGCUGGAGUGACGCGCGCUGCCCCGUGUGCCGUUGCGCGCAGACACCGGAGCCGCGCGAGCAUGCGCUCUGCCUCCAGUGCGAGAGCGACGGCGCAGCUGCUGAAGGGGAAGGCGAUGAGUCUAAAGAAGCUUCUGGUAUAGCGGAGGGACUUGAGGCAGGAUCGCUGUGGAUCUGCCUAAUCUGUGGACACGUCGGCUGCGGCAGAUAUGAAAAGGGGCACGCGGCUAAACAUUUUGUGGCUUCAAAUCACACUUAUGCAUUACAGUUGGGUUCGAAUAGAGUUUGGGACUAUGCAGGGGACAAUUUCGUCCACCGUCUGGUACAAAACAAGGCUGAUGGUAAACUGGUGGCGGCUGAUGGGGGUUUAGCGUCGGACUCAGCUUGCGGCGGGGAGGGAGAGAAACUAGACUCGGCGCAGUUGGAGUUCACAUACAUACUGACUCAACAGCUUGACAGCCAAAGGAUGUACUACGAGGAAAGAAUUUCCAAGUUAGAGUGUGAUCACAUCGCUCAACAAUCCGCAGCGGUUGAGCGUGCGUCGAACGCUGAGGCGGAAGCGGCUACUUUGCGCACGCGUGUCACUGCGCUAGAGAGAGAAAAUAAAACACUCGAGCGGAAGCUUCAGCAUCUCACUAGCAAAGUAUCUGCGCUGCAACAGGAGGCGUCCGAGGAACGGGGUUUAGCGGGUGGGUUGGCAGCUUCUCACAAGCAGUGGCAAGAAAGAGCGCAGAAACGUGAGGACGCUUUCCUUGCUGAGGUGGCAGAACUAAAAGACCAACUACGUGACGUAAUGUUCUUCGUGGAAGCACGAGGACAGUUGGAAAAGGUAGACGGGGCUACGCAAGACGAGAUAGCAUCGGCGAGUGUCACCGUACAGGCGCCUGUAAAACCGCGCCGCAGACGGCGAUAAGCGCGCUUCUUUAUAUUAGGGUCGGUUCAAGCUGAGCGAUUACGCUGAAAGUCUAUUUUUUCUAACUAAUCUUACAAUGUAAACAAUUUUUUCAUAACUUGUUACUGCAAAGUAGGUUUUAAAGAAUUAAUAAAAAUUUAACAUCCUUAAAUUAAAUCUCUGUUUUUUUUAGUUUCUAAACAUGAAGGAGGUUCUCAAUUCGACUGUAUGUUUAGAAAUGAAAUGUGUGAGGCCAAAUAGUGUAAUCAUAUUUUUGUCGUUCAGAACACCUUAACUAUUAGUCUCGGACAAUUUAGAAAUACGAUAUCUUUUUUUUUUUGGUACUGUGAAUUCAUUUUUGAUCUUAUCUGGUCCGGGACAAAACGUAACGCUAAGAGAUCAAUCGUUUCAGUAAAGAACCUUUUUAUCAGGGUCGAUUCAAAAUGAGCAGUAUCCUAACGAUGAAAUCUGUGAGUCUUAGAACUCGGUCUAGGUAGACUU
This is a messenger RNA of Pararge aegeria (speckled wood butterfly), 2335 nucleotides long. Its product is annotated as BRCA1-associated protein. Gene Ontology annotation, biological process: protein ubiquitination; Ras protein signal transduction. Gene Ontology annotation, molecular function: zinc ion binding; ubiquitin protein ligase activity. The record is from RefSeq and is a predicted model, not a curated record. The transcript has 11 exons. NCBI's taxonomy places the organism in Eukaryota, Metazoa, Arthropoda, Insecta, Lepidoptera, Nymphalidae. Bases 212 to 1855 code for a protein of 547 amino acids. Gene Ontology annotation, cellular component: cytoplasm.